Molecule: messenger RNA, 747 nt
Organism: Fusarium proliferatum ET1
Lineage: Eukaryota; Fungi; Ascomycota; Sordariomycetes; Hypocreales; Nectriaceae
Exons: 1
Coding region: 1-747 (248 amino acids)
Source: RefSeq, a predicted model, not a curated record
AUGGGAUCCCGGGUCGCACACUUCCGGCAAAACAGGCACUCGAUACAGCAGAUUGAAGUCAGAAUAUGGGGUCCUCCAUUGGGUCGAGAGAUAAAGGAGAGAUCGACAUCCCCCCAGCGCAUCAGGUACGACUUGCCAUACUUCAAACACGACAUACAGGCUAAAUGGCCAGCAGAGGAGAGAUGUCGCUUCGAGAGGUACAGAUCAACCCGUUUCCCUUCAGUUAAUAUUGGGGAAAAGCCUUGGUCAGAGGAAGAGCUACAGUGGCUUGGAAACGAGGGCAUAAACUUCGACAAAAUGGUCGAGAGGGCUAAGAUUCGUCAUCACGAGGAACACCCUGCGGAUGCUGGGAUCAAGACUCGCAAAAUUGUCACGGUUUUGAGAGGAAAACACCGAGCACAGUGGCUGAAGAACCCGUUCCAGGAGCACUUUGACCUUCAUACGAGAUCCUGUGAAGCGUACAGGUGCGACCGGGCGUUUUCCUUCGCCCAGAACGGUUUUGUGAAUCAAGUGUGGGGUGAUGCCCAGCAGUUCAUGUGCAUGUAUGGUUACAGGUAUGAAGUUGACGACGACUAUAGGAUGGCAGCUAUGCAGGUCAAGGAUAUCAUAAGAGAGCAGGGAUUGGAGGUUUCUGACGAUGAGGAGUGGGAAGACGAGGACGAGGACGAGAAUGCGUGGGAGGAUACGGACGAGGACGUUUGUGAGUGUGAGCACGAUAAGUGCGAGUGCGCUGAGGGUAUUGACUAA